AGCUUGUGUUGAAAUCCUCCACGCUGUUUUUACAGUUUAAGUUUUCAGACAAGACCUUGCUUGCUUUAAAACUCUGUAUGCUCCAUUUUGUUUGAACAAUUAGGCUUUUUGAUUUAAUACUGUUCCUUUCAAUUGUAGGGCCAACACUCUAUUCUGACACCAAUUGUUAUGCUGACUUAAAUUACAGACACGGAAUACAUUUUGUAAGUGCACUUGUGACGGACUAGUGGUGACACCAUGAUUGAGCGGUACUAACGGAUAAUGUUAUUCAAGAUACGCAAGGAGAAACAAAAGCCAAAUAUGAGAGUUAUCAUACUGGAAUAUUUUAUUUUAUUAAGUUGUUUUUGUGUUUUUGGAAUCAUAUCGUUGUAUGGAUUCGCAACCGGUGUACUGAAUGCAAACGGGUGGGCCCACUUAGAUCUUCACAUUACUAGAAGUCUUAUCAAAAGUACAACGAGUACAUUGCCGAACAGAACAAUAGCUCCACAGCAUAUUUCACCGCUAAAGGUCAUUCACACCUUAUUAGAAAACCAUAUUGAUAAUCAGAAGGUCUCGGAAUUAAGUGCAUUAUUACUGGAGAAUGGGUUUUCGGCAAACCGAACAGUUUUAAUUUAUGAAAAACCUAUUGGUAAUAAAACAGAAAUUAAAUUUCCUAGAAAAUUUCCAAAGAACUACAAGCCGAAAAAAUUCUUAAGAUUUUAUAAUACAUGUGCAAUUUUGGGAAGUGCCGGUAUUCUGCUGGGCAGUCGAUGUGGAAAAGAGAUCGACUCGCAUGACUUCGUUAUGAGAUCCAACAUGGCGCCGACAAUUGGCUUCGAAGAUGAUGUUGGUGUCAAGACUAAUCUGACAACACUAAACAGUGAAAAAGCAAAACUUUUAGCAAAGUGUCUUUCUCGAAGAAAAUACAAAUGUCGACAGGUUGCGCUUGACUUGAUGAAAGAAUUCAAUGGCUCUAUAAUAUGGUUUUCCAAGUACGGAGUUGUGAAAUCCAGUGCAUACGUUUCCUUUACCGACACGAUAAUUAAGCAAGGAUUGAAGACUGACGUAUCGUAUCCAGCGUUUGGUAUGCCUCGACGUGUUGGAAGUUUCUGGAACAUUUCAAGUGUCUCAAGUGGUCUUGUAUUGUACACUAUAGCGGGCGCUGUCUGUCGUAAAGUUUCAAUGUAUGGUUUUUUCCCAUUUCACGAAACAGCAAGCGGAAGGCCGGUACCUCACCAUUAUUAUGAGAACGUUAUAUUUAAUUAUACAAAGAGACAUCAUAUGCCUGAUGAAUACAAACUGUUUUUGAAGUUAAAUCGGACUGGUCAUAUCAGAUUCGUAACGGACAAGUGUCUCCAAGAUGAUUGAACUAUAUUGAAUCAGAAUCUACUCGGUUUGAAACAUAAUUUAAUUAAAUUAUAUUCGUUUUGUAAAAUGUGAUUUGAUUUUUUUAAAUACGUUUAAUAAAUAUAUAAAUGGAUGGAGC
Molecule: messenger RNA, 1465 nt
Organism: Anneissia japonica
Lineage: Eukaryota; Metazoa; Echinodermata; Crinoidea; Comatulida; Comatulidae
Product: CMP-N-acetylneuraminate-poly-alpha-2,8-sialyltransferase-like
Exons: 5
Coding region: 262-1347 (361 amino acids)
Biological process (GO): N-glycan processing; oligosaccharide metabolic process
Molecular function (GO): alpha-N-acetylneuraminate alpha-2,8-sialyltransferase activity
Source: RefSeq, a predicted model, not a curated record